AUGGCGGUACCCACGAAAAGAGCGUGUGAAGAAGCAGACAGCAGCAACAUUUUAUCGAAAUUAUCAACUGUUUCUAAAGAUGAAACAAAAUUACAGAACUUUCUGAGCUGGUCCGAAGAAAAUGGUCUCUGGCUUUCUCCAAAGGUUUGUGUCACUAAACAAGGUUCCUGUGCUCAGUAUGGUAUGCUAGCCACAGACAGUGUGGACUGUGGAGAAUGUCUUUUUAAGGUUCCUAGGAAGUUACUGCUUCAUCCUAAAACAUCUGCUAUAUCUAAAUUGUUGAGAAAAGAAGAAGCAUCGUUGGUGAGUGAGAGUGGAUGGGUGCCCCUUCUCUUGGCACUGAUGUACGAACAUAAUAGUCCAGAAUCUACAUGGCGACCUUACCUUGACCUUGUUCCAGACUUCAAGGAACUUGACCUCCCGAUGUUUUGGCCUGAGUCUGAAAGAGCAUCUCUGCUUGACUCGGCAAAUGGCAUCCUGAAAUGUGUGGAAAGAGAUAUAAAAUCAUUGACAGCAGAAUUCACAACAAUUGUUUUACCUUUUGUACAGAAGCACAAAGAUGUUUUUGGCUCCGCCUGUGAGAGCCUGGAACUGUACAAGAAGAUGGUGGCCUUUGUAAUGGCAUACAGCUUUACAGAACCUACAGGGGAUGAUGAAGAUGAACAGAUGAAAGGGGAUGUUCCCUCUAAGUCUGCCCCGAUGAUGGUUCCUAUGGGCGAUAUAUUAAACCAUGUAGCACACAAUAAUGCAGAACUGCGUUUUGAAAAGGAAUUUUUGAAAAUGGUUUCAACUGCUAAAAUUGCCAAGGAUGAAGAAGUUUUCAACACUUAUGGCAUGUUAUCCAACAAAGAUGAGUUACACAUGUACGGUUUCUCAGAGAGGUAUCCCAACAACGACAAAGAUACUGUAGACAUACCAGCCACAGUACUGAAAGAAGAAGCGAAGAGCCAGGACAUUAAUCAGGCAGAUAAAACACUUCUGGAAGAGAAAUGGGAGUUUUUAAUGGAACAGGAGGUGAUUGGGGAAGACGAUGCGUUUGUGUUGAGUAAUGAAGCUAUAGAGACGUGUGACGAAUUGGAAGCUACACUCAAGGUACUUGAGAUGACCAGAAGUGAGUUUGAAGACUACCAGGAAAAAGAUGGUUGGAGUGAAGAUGAAGGCGAUGAGGAGGAUGACAGUGAAGAGAAAUGGAUGUUUGUCCCAAAUGGAAUACCAAAACAGAAGGAUUCAUGGAAAAAGUUAUUGAAAGGGUGUGCUGAGAAGUGUCUGGCAAUGUACAAGACCAGUCUAGAGGAAGAUGAGGAAUGCCUGGCAACUGGGUUGGACAAGUUAUCUCCAAGACAGAAGUACGUGUUGUACACUAACCAUGGACAGAAACUCAUCUUACAGAAACUUCUGGACAGUUGUAGCUGAUUUCAUUCCUUAAUGACUUUACAUUCUAAAUGAUCAGAGAUUUUGUUGUCUUUGGAUCAGAUAUAAAAAACAUUGAUUACAACACAAACUAUUGAUAUCCAGAAAUUGUCUCUGACUGCAUAAUGGUGAAUGUAUAUCUGAAGCUGGACUUGACCAGAUUUCAACUUGGCCAAUAUCCUGUUGAAAUGUAAAGCAAUUUUGCAUAUUCUCAUAAAAAUUCUAACAUAUUAUAUAACUCAUUUUCUUUACAAGCUGAUUGGUCAAAAAGUAUUGUGAUGUUACUCAAAAACAGGCAGAAUCAGUACACUCAGGGUGAAUAUAACAGUCCAAUACCCUGUCAGCAUUUCGCAGGUGAAUGUAACAAUCCAGAAAUUUUCGACCAAUCAGAAGCAUGGAUUAUCACCAUAUAGUAUUAUUGACCUGUUUUCAAGUAAAUACAAGGAUUUAUCAACCCUUGGUGUUGAUAUCCUCACUCUUCAAAAGUAUCACCUCUGGUUAAUCACUAUUAAAUAUUUUGUGGUUCAUACAAUAUAAGGGAAUGUCCAUAGUAUUUGUUUAUCAUUUUGCCUACAUUGCCUGUUGUGAUUGCAGAAGUUACUUUUGUAAUUACUUGGACAGUUUAGAAAAUGUCAUGAAAUAAUCAUUUGUCUCGACUCGUAGUGUCUUGUAUUACAUUUUGACCCAAAAUGACCCUGGCUGUCAAUGGGCUGUCAAAUAAUUAUCCACUUACAUUUUGUAUGAAAUAUGUAUAACAGUACAUUGACAUAACAACUAUCCUGAUGGUGGAAAAAAUGGUAUAAAAAGUUGGAACAAAGAAUUUUUUAAAGGAAAUACACUCGAAUUUUGCUUCUUCCUAUACAAGUUAUGAAAUUGAAUUCAAUGCUUGUGUCAAUGUACUAAUGAAUUUAUCCAUAUUCUUAAGAUAAAUUUAACAUUACCUGAGCUCUCAAGGAAGAUCCUAUACAUAAAUUUACAUCUGAGAUCUCAGUUUGAGAUUACACCUAUCAAUAUAUUUUUUAACCAUGGUCACAGUCCUGAGUUGGAUGUGUGACCCUAUCUGGUCAGUCUAAAGUUGGUGUAUGAUACCCUGACCAAUUUAAUUGCUUUUGUCUUUAAUCUACAGCAGUAUCAUGAUGCAUAAAUCACUUCAUGAUCAUUAGAUGUAAUUUGAAACAUAUUUUAAGAAAAUUAUAAGAAUACUUUGCAUGUUCCUCAUGUACUGAGUUUGAAUAUUUUCAUAGAGAUACCAAUUUCAAAACCUGCAGGCGGGAUAUACUUAAAAAUUAAGUAUAGCACCUUUAUUUUGUUCACAAAUUAGCAGAUGUAUUGAAUUUAAGAAAUUUUCAGUAAAAGUUAAAUAAAAUUUCGUGGUAAUGAAA
Messenger RNA from Ylistrum balloti, 2792 nucleotides. RefSeq names its product N-lysine methyltransferase SETD6-like. The transcript has 11 exons. The record is from RefSeq and is a predicted model, not a curated record. Lineage: Eukaryota; Metazoa; Mollusca; Bivalvia; Pectinida; Pectinidae. Gene Ontology annotation, molecular function: protein binding; protein-lysine N-methyltransferase activity. Gene Ontology annotation, biological process: peptidyl-lysine monomethylation. Bases 1 to 1413 code for a protein of 470 amino acids. Gene Ontology annotation, cellular component: nucleus.